Messenger RNA from Nicrophorus vespilloides, 1996 nucleotides. RefSeq names its product integrator complex subunit 11 (gene IntS11). Bases 165 to 1952 code for a protein of 595 amino acids. NCBI's taxonomy places the organism in Eukaryota, Metazoa, Arthropoda, Insecta, Coleoptera, Silphidae. Gene Ontology annotation, cellular component: nucleus. The record is from RefSeq and is a predicted model, not a curated record. Gene Ontology annotation, biological process: snRNA processing. The transcript has a single exon.
UCUUAACUUCUAUUGUGAUUGUGAACAUAACAUAACCUAAGAUUAUAGUGAUUUUAAAGAAAUAAAUUGAACAAAAAAUCGCAACGAUUCUUGAGAAUAUACUGAAAGAAAGAAAAAAACAAUUUUUGUCUGUGUUUCAAGAGAUGCAAUACUAAUCAAGUGAGAUGCCAGAUAUCAAGGUUACACCUUUGGGGGCUGGCCAAGAUGUGGGGCGCAGUUGUUUGUUACUUACAAUGGGUGGAAAGAAUAUUAUGCUCGACUGUGGUAUGCACAUGGGAUACAAUGAUGAAAGGAGAUUUCCUGAUUUCAGUUAUAUUAAUCCUGAUGGUCCAAUCACCUCAUACAUAGAUUGUGUUAUAAUUUCCCAUUUCCAUUUGGAUCAUUGUGGUGCAUUACCUUAUAUGUCUGAGAUGGUGGGUUAUAAUGGACCUAUCUACAUGACACAUCCAACAAAAGCUAUUGCUCCAAUUCUGUUAGAGGACAUGCGAAAAGUGUCAGUUGAGAGAAAAGGAGAACAGAAUUUUUUUACUUCACAAAUGAUUAAAGAUUGCAUGAAGAAAGUUAUUGCAGUCACAUUGCACCAGUCUGUUAUGGUUGAUAACGAUUUGGAAAUUAAAGCAUAUUAUGCUGGUCAUGUGCUGGGAGCUGGUAUGUUUUGGGUACGAGUAGGAAAUCAAUCUAUUGUUUAUACUGGCGAUUAUAAUAUGACUCCGGAUAGGCAUUUGGGAGCGGCAUGGAUAGAUAAAUGUCGGCCGGAUUUGCUCAUCUCAGAGUCAACAUACGCCACAACUAUUAGGGAUUCAAAGAGGUGCAGAGAAAGGGAUUUUUUGAAGAAGGUUCACGAAUGCGUGGACCGCGGAGGCAAAGUAUUGAUACCAGUAUUUGCAUUAGGCAGGGCGCAGGAGCUUUGUAUCCUGCUGGAAACUUAUUGGGAACGGAUGAACCUGAAAGCUCCGGUUUACUUCGCACUCGGUUUAACUGAUAAGGCCAACAAUUAUUACAAGAUGUUUAUUACAUGGACCAAUCAAAAGAUUAGGAAGACUUUUGUCCAGAGGAACAUGUUUGAUUUUAAACACAUUAAGCCAUUUGAUAGGCAGUUCAUUGAUAAUCCUGGUCCUAUGGUGGUGUUUGCAACACCAGGCAUGUUGCAUGCUGGGCUAAGUCUGCAAAUUUUCAAAAAAUGGGCACCAUGCGAGAAUAAUAUGGUCAUUAUGCCUGGGUUCUGUGUACAAGGCACGGUUGGAAAUCAAAUCCUCAAUGGGGCCAAGAAAAUUGAAUUUGAGAAUAGACAAAUCAUAGAAGUUAAAAUGUCCGUUGAAUACAUGUCAUUCUCAGCUCACGCCGAUGCGAAAGGUAUAAUGCAACUUAUACAAUACUGCGAGCCGACUAAUGUGAUGUUGGUGCAUGGAGAAGCAGAAAAGAUGGAAUUUUUGAAGGAAAAAAUUAAGGAAGAGUUUAACAUUAAUUGCUUCAAUCCGGCAAACGGAGAAACCUGCGUUAUAAACACGCCCGUAAAGAUACCAUUGGACGUGUCCUUGUCGCUGUUAAAGGCGGAAGCCAAGAAAUUCAACAUGCUACCUCCGAAUCCCGAAAGGAGACGCGUUCUUCACGGAGUGCUGGUCAUGAAAGAUAACACCCAUUGCUUAAUGGACGUGGAGGAUGCCUGCAAAGAGGUCGGUAUUAACCGGCAUAUUAUUCGGUUCACAUCGACAGUAUAUCUGAACGAUUCCGGACCUCCUUUAUCUACGGCAAAGAAGCUGCACCAAUUACUCGAAGAAAAAUUAAGCCAAUGGAGCGUGACCAUUUCCGAUGUCGAAGUCUCCGUAGAAUCUGUGAUCGUCAAGGUGGAAGGCGACGAAAACGAGCAGAAGAGCAUCUUCGUCUCAUGGACCAACCAGGACGAAGAUCUAGGAAGUUAUAUUUUAGAGUUACUUAGUUCUAUGGCGAAAUAAAUUAUUUUACAUUUUUAUUAUAAAAAUAAACUAUAUUUUGUGCA